Manduca sexta (tobacco hornworm) is the source of this 1526-nucleotide messenger RNA. RefSeq names its product H/ACA ribonucleoprotein complex subunit 3 (gene Nop10). Gene Ontology annotation, cellular component: box H/ACA snoRNP complex; box H/ACA telomerase RNP complex. NCBI's taxonomy places the organism in Eukaryota, Metazoa, Arthropoda, Insecta, Lepidoptera, Sphingidae. The transcript is spliced from 3 exons. The record is from RefSeq and is a predicted model, not a curated record. Gene Ontology annotation, molecular function: box H/ACA snoRNA binding; telomerase RNA binding. Gene Ontology annotation, biological process: ribosome biogenesis; positive regulation of telomerase RNA localization to Cajal body; snRNA pseudouridine synthesis. Bases 192 to 386 code for a protein of 64 amino acids.
AUAAUCGUUUGUCUAUCGACAGCAGACUUGCUAUGCAACACCACAUUAUCGGUGUCUCUAAAUGUGGCAUUGCGUUUGUUGAUUGCCUGCUUGUGGAAUUUUGUGGUGUUUAUUUUGAGUUUUUUUUUAUCAAAAAUAAGGAACUACUUUAAGGUUUCGUGGAGUACCUGAUUUAAAUAAAUAAGUUAAAAAUGUAUCUAAGAUACUAUUUAGACGGUAAUGGAGAUAGACAAUAUACUUUAUCGACUGUUGAUCCAAAUGGCAAACCAACAUUAUCUGCACAUCCAGCUCGCUUUUCACCUGAAGACAAAUAUUCAAGGCAAAGAAUAAUUAUCAAGAAACGAUUUGGUCUACUGCUCACACUGCAACCUGAACCUAUUAGCUAAUAUAAUUUUAUAAGAUUAAUAAUAUUAAGUCUAAAAUAAAUGUUUUAAUAACAAGCCCUUUAUUUUGUUCCUAAAUUAGCUCUCAUCAAGUUGUUUUGGUUCAGUUUCACAUGCAAUAAAAAGUGGAAUGGUAUUGGUUAUACAUCCACUAGCCAAUAGCUUCUAGCAUUUUUUAAUGUACCUGAGAACAUGCUAGUGUUGAAUGUAAGCAAUGCAACCACCCAUAAACAGUAGCAAUACGAUACAGGACUUUGAAUUACUUAAUUUUUGUAACAUCUAACAUUGAUGGCACUGUACUGUGGCACGCCACUGUACUUGUCAAUGAGACACCAAAUGUUGAUGGCUAUUAAGCUUUACAAAAGGAUUUGUUGAUGUACCUCUUUAUACAGGGUGUCCCAUAAUUAAUGGAUAACUUUGAAAAGUCUUACAGUAAAACUUAUGGUUGUAAAGAAAAAAAUUAAAUAUUUGUAUUAUAAGUAGUGUUGAUGUGGUAUAGUCAGGGUGGAUGCCGCGGCAGCAAAAUGACACUUUUAUAUUAGACACACUAUAUUUCUAAGUUCCGCUUUACUUAUGUUCAGACCAGAGGUUACAAAUCAACUGUCCUGCAUACGUGCUACAACGAUCUUUUAUACGUUCGGAUGAAUAAAAUCAAGACACUCUAAAUAUUACAAUUAUGUAUCAAAUUAUAUAAUAUUAAUUCAUAUGGCAUUUAACUUGUAUUUUAACAAGUAAUCACUAAGAAUAAGUAAUUGUUUAAAAGGUAAUUUAUAAUUAAGUCUGCCGGAAGGUAACAACCGGACGGCGUUAGUUAUUACUUACAUUUUACUCUAUGUUCAUAAUACAAUUAUUAUAAUAAUCAGCCAAAUAGGAAAAAAUAUUAAUCUAUUAAAUAUUAUGUUAUGUACUGCUGAAGCUAGGACCGGAAGUCGAUAACAGUAGUAUGUACCUAUGUAUUUAAAAAGAAGUAAGUAAGUAAUUUCUUGUCUCAUUUUACUUUCUUGUACACUAUAGCCAGAAAUGAAUUAAAUGCAUUGUUUUUUUGUUUUAUAAUAAUUAUACACCGACUAUGCUAAUAGAUAAACAGUCAAUACUCAAUAGUAUGACUACAUAUGGCAUUUUUUUUAAACAUGCAUAAACUUU